AUGCACCCGUCCCGGAGCGGCAAGCCGGGGGGCGUGUACCCCGGUCCAGUGGGGCUCACCCGCUUCGGCUCCGCCCCAAGCUCCCUCCUCGCGACCCUGGUCGAUUCCGUCGGCGCCGCCAGCGGAAGAGGGACCAGCGGCGGCGCCAGCGAUAACGAGUUCUCGCCGGCGCCCACGGAAAACAUGGUGGGGAGGUACUUCUCCGACGACUCGCCGUGUCUGACGUCGGAGUCGAGCUGCAAGGCCGGCGCCGCCGCUUCGCCGGAUCUCGACCCCGCCGGCGUCUACAACAAACGCAAGGCCCCCGGGCUGGGCCUGGAGCGCUCCUACGGCUUCAGCGACAUCGCCUUGGGGGAUCUCGCCAUGGGGGUCGGCGGCGGCAGCCUCCGCUCCGGGCCCUCCCACUUGAUCAGGCACAGCAGCUCCCCUGCGCGCUUUCUCUCCCAUCUAAUGGUCGAUAAUGGUCUGCCCCUCUCUCUAUCUCUCCCCCUCUUUGUAACGAAUCUCCGGUUAGAUGGAUGCCUGUGAUGCUGCUUCCUCUGCUUCUCCUUCUGCGAGCGAGCCUUUAGGGUUUUGCCUUCUUCUUCCUGUUCUUCCUGAGCCCACCCCGUUGGUGAUGAUAGCAGGUUUCUCUGCCGGGAGAGGCGGGAGCUACUCCCAUGGAGGAGCAGAUGCGGCGGGCGGCCGGAGGCUGAAGUCGCAGCUGAGCUUCUCGUCCCGGCAGGACUCCUUCUCUCAGAUCUCCGAGCUCAGCAUGCCGGACGUAGGGGAGACAAACAGCUCCGACGAGGCCACCGCCGGGACCGUCAGCCAGUCCUUCAUCUCCUCCGGCCUCCCCAUCGGGGCCUGGGACGAGAGCAACUCCAUAGUUUUCUCCGGCAAAGGCGCCGAGGAAAGUAAUGGGGACAUCAUCGCCACCCUGGGAAGCUUAGACUCCAAUCAGGUGAUCAAUCCUCUUCCACUUCAGUAGAUCAAUUCAGGAACCAUUCUGCCGGAAAACUUGGCUUAAUCAAUCGAAAUCAAUCGUUCUUGCGGAAGAGGCGAGUCUGCUGAUUCGCACCUGAUUGGCGAUGAAUAAAAAUGGCCAUUUAUGCGGGACAUAAUCACGAUCGUCUCUCAUCUUCUGGGUUUGACUGGGUUUGACUUCAUCAUUGAUCCUGUGAUCAGGAAAAGUCAGCGGGCACUAUGCAUCCAUCUGACCCGUCAAAUAUUUUGUUCCCACGGCGUCAAAGAUUGUUCACACAACCAGUUCUAGUGCGGUUUGUGUGCGAUUCGACUAUCUCACCUCUCUCCCCUCUGACUUUGUUUCUUCCAGUUCGGCUUGCCGAAGGGGUCGUUCGAAAUGGAAAAGCUCUUCCGAAUACACCAAGAUUCCGUCACCUGCAAGAUCCGGGCCAAGCGGGGAUGCGCGACACACCCGCGAAGCAUAGCUGAGAGGGUCAGUGAUGUUAGCAAGUGAUCAGCUUACUCAUAUAUAACCUGCACAUGCCAUAAAAGGGAAUUUUUCUUCAUUUUAGCAUGAAAAUAUGAACGAAAAAUGCCUGCUUUGGAAACUUUUUCAUUCUUUUAUACGGUCUUGUGCAAUCUUCACAUCUUGAAAUGCACCAGUGUACCUGGGCUAUUUUCUCACUCAUGCUUUUAGUUUCUUAAAGGAGAGGAGAACUAAAAUAAGCGAGAAACUGAGGAAGCUUGAAGAUCUUGUGCCAAACGUGGACAAGGUAUACAAGACAACAUAAGAUCUGUUCUAAUUCCACGUUUGAUUAGCUUUCAUGAAUAAAUGUAUUACAUAAUCCUCACAUUUUAAUUGAAUUACUGAAACUUUUUGAAAAAAAAAUUCGAGCUCUUUUAAUAAAAUAAGUUUCUGCAGCAAACAAAUACAGCAGACAUGCUAGACUUAGCUGUGCAGUACAUCAAGACGCUCCAGGGCCAGCUACAGGUGCGUAUUGAGUUAGAUUACACAGUGAAUGUCAGACCUUUGAGGGAUCAUUUUCACUAUGCUUGUUCCAGCAAACAAAACCCAGUUCUUUGUUUCUCAAGUACAUAGAAUUGCGCUGCCUCUUGGGUAUCCACCUGAUAAUGUCACUGGUGUAGGAAACACUAAGAAACCCUGUCCACUAUCAAUCAAUGAAGAGUGAAUCAUUGCCCUCAGAAAUAUAUAUUUCCCCUCUACAGCAAUGCCUUCUGUAUUCCAAAGUUACUUUUGAUCUAACAGAAGGUGACCAGGGCUUUAAUAGGUCAAGACCUGACCAUGCUUCCAAAGUUUCUUCAAGUACAGUUUUGUUUCCCUUUGGAUUCCUUUUUCACAAGGUCUCUGAUGAAGAUCCUCUUGGGCAGAAAUUGAAAAAAGAACACCAACACUGCACGUGUGAACUCAAGAACACAACAUAA
Spirodela intermedia is the source of this 2388-nucleotide messenger RNA. The record is from the annotation of a GenBank genome assembly. Lineage: Eukaryota; Viridiplantae; Streptophyta; Magnoliopsida; Alismatales; Araceae.